AAGAGCCCUGGGAGCCAUUGUUUUCAGUGAUGAGGCAAAAAUGCAAACCCUAAAUGGUCUAGUUUGGCCAGAAAUUGCCAGGAUGGCCACAGAGGAGAUCAGACAGUAUGGCAAAGAGGGUAAGACAAUCGUGGUAUUAGAGGCAGCCAUUCUACUGAAGGCAGGCUGGGAGACCAUGUGUCAUGAAGUUUGGGGGUGUGUCAUUCCUUUAGCAGAGGCCGUCAAAAGACUGGAGGACAGGAAUCACUUAUCGGAGGAGGAGGCUGUGAAAAGAAUAAAACUGGGAGUCACUAACGAGGAACUCGUCAACAAGUGUAACGUCAUCCUGUGUUCACAGUGGGAAUACGAGUACACUCAACAACAGGUUGAGAAAGCCUGGCAACUACUUCAGGAUAGACUCCCAUCUCCUGUUAAGUCUCAGUACUGAAAGUCAUUCCACCGAAGGGCAACAUUAAAAAAAUAAUUCAAACAAAUCAUUUCUUCUGACAUUAACGUAAAACCAACUUUUACACGCAGGCAACUACACAUGUAUAUCCGCCAGUUUGAAGAACUCUUUUGCAGUCAUAAAUGGAUUCCAAAUUGAAGAAUCGCAAAUGGAAGAUGUCAAAAAUUACUAUAGUUGGUUUUCAAUAUAUAUAGAUAAUAUAACUUCCAUUAAACUUCAAAUCAGAAUGGACAGUUACUAGCCAAAUAAGAUUUGGUGAGGAAAUAUAGUUAGAUGAUCAUAUAAUGAAAUUAAGGCAGUAUUUUUAUACUUUUGUAUGUUGUGAAAUUGUGUUGAAAAAGAUGAGAUAAUUCUACUCAGGAAGUUAACUCUACCAAGGGGAGAUAAUGCUGUUAAGUAAACAAAGAUAACUUUGCUAGGGGAGUUAACUUUAGCAGAAUAAUUGAACUUUAAUAAAUCAAUGUUUUGUAACUUAACAAAUAUUCCAAUAUCAUUGACUUUGUAUAAAUUCUGCUGUGCAUUCA
Messenger RNA from Saccostrea cuccullata (small rock oyster), 969 nucleotides. Its product is annotated as bifunctional coenzyme A synthase-like. NCBI's taxonomy places the organism in Eukaryota, Metazoa, Mollusca, Bivalvia, Ostreida, Ostreidae. Gene Ontology annotation, biological process: coenzyme A biosynthetic process. Gene Ontology annotation, molecular function: dephospho-CoA kinase activity; ATP binding. The transcript is spliced from 5 exons. Bases 41 to 427 code for a protein of 128 amino acids. The record is from RefSeq and is a predicted model, not a curated record.